Saccostrea cuccullata (small rock oyster) is the source of this 3266-nucleotide messenger RNA. Its product is annotated as GPI ethanolamine phosphate transferase 3-like. Gene Ontology annotation, cellular component: endoplasmic reticulum membrane. The record is from RefSeq and is a predicted model, not a curated record. The transcript has 6 exons. Lineage: Eukaryota; Metazoa; Mollusca; Bivalvia; Ostreida; Ostreidae. Gene Ontology annotation, molecular function: mannose-ethanolamine phosphotransferase activity. Gene Ontology annotation, biological process: GPI anchor biosynthetic process.
GAAAAAAACUCAUUUUCUCGAUGCCGGCUAGGAAACUUUCAAUGAUUUUCAGACAAUACGAGGCACCAUGACUCUAGGACUGAAAUGUAUUUGUUUACUUCUAUUCUUGUCUUCCGUUUAUGUGAUAGGAAUGUUUAUUUUUGCAAAAGGAUUUCUAUUGAAGCGUGUUGUGAUAGAAAAGAAUAGCACAUGUGCUGUGAACUUCGCUCAUCAAAAUGACCUACAUGGGGGUGAAGGGUGCUGGAUGCACAGAAGCUACAAACGGGCGAUCAUUAUUGUCAUAGAUGCAAUGAAGUACGAGUUCAUGCGCUAUGAUAACGAAUCGCUACACAAUAUUCCAUACAAAAAUAAGUUGUCUGUGAUAAACGAUUUAUUGACAACCAAACCUUUAAAUUCAAAAUUGUACAAAUUCUUAGCAGACCCUCCCACAACAACGUUACAGAGAUUAAAGGGACUGACAACAGGGAGUCUCCCCACCUUUGUUGAUGCUGGUGCUAAUUUCGCUAGUUCUGAAAUUACAGAGGAUAACUUCAUCGAUCAGCUGAUUAAACAGGGCAAGACGAUAACAUUUAUGGGAGAUGACACCUGGAUGGGCCUCUACCCUGGGCGAUUCAAAAGAGCAUUUCCUUUCCCAUCAUUCAAUGUUAAGGAUCUGCACACAGUCGAUAAUGGAAUCCUGAGAAAUCUUCUACCAGAGCUACAGAAGCCAGACUGGGAUGUGGCCAUUGCUCAUUUUCUGGGUGUAGAUCACUGUGGACAUAGAUACGGUCCUGACCAUCCGGCCAUGGCAGAAAAACUGACACAGAUGAAUGACAUGAUAGUAAAUGUGACCAAACAGAUGGCCUCUGAUACUGUGCUGUUUGUUUUUGGGGAUCACGGAAUGACAAGGACGGGGGACCACGGAGGGGACAGCAGGGAUGAACUGGAGGCUGGUCUGUUUAUGUACAGCCCCUCCCAGCUAACAUCUGUACCUGAUCAUGUAGGUUAUUAUUUACCUUAAAGUUAAUGUAGUAUUUUUGUUCUAUUAUUGAAAAACAUGUACUUAUAAAGUUCAUUAACAAUCAUUUUAAAUCUUUUCUCUCACUUUCAAACUUGGCAAACGUAUACAUCUAAAGUAGAAGGUUUAUUUCACAGUGUGAAGGCCCUGAGACUGAAUGCUCACCAGAUCAACACUUACCUACAGGAGUACUUCCAGCAUUCGUCGGACUUCCCCAUCCAGACGUACUACCAGCUGAAGAGCGUCCUCGACACGGCGGAGUCCGAGUUAAACACCCUGCUGUCGGAGUCAGUCCAGGACGGGGAAAGUUCCCUAAUGGAGGAGAAGCUGCGGAAUCUCAGAGACAAAUACACGUUCUACAUCGACAAAGUUGGGGGGACAGCGGAGGGGGUCUGGGCCCAGUUUGAUGUUAUGUCUAUGUGCAUUGGGGUCCUGACUCUGUUUUUAGCCCUGAGUGUUAAUGUUUACUUUAUAAAGAUCUCAUUUUGGUGGAAGAAGGACAUUCCCGCCACAGUUCUGGUUGUGUUCUUGGUUUCCCUGGUUUAUCUGGCAUUCGCUGUGUUUCAGUCUUUUUUUAUCGGUGAAAGCUACAGUGCAAUGAUGGUGUUUUUGAUGGGAAGUUGUCUCAUUUUUGGAGUUUCGCUGUUGAUUUAUAAUUUCAAGAGCAAGAAUCCCCUUAUUCUGAAUGCCAAAGAAGAACAUGAUUUAGGAAUUGAAUCUCUGGAGUUUGUUUUCGCUGUUUUUAUAACUUUUCUCACUUUUGUGACUUACUUCUCCAACAGCUUUGUUGUCAAUGAGGACUCUAUAACUAUGUACUUGCUUCAAUCUCUCUCAUGGAUUCUCACAUUCUUCACAUUAAAACAUGUCCUACGACUGUCUGACACACCAGUAGAUCCCAAAACAAAAAAGCAGAAGCCGCCCCGACACUUUGACAUCAUGAGAGUCCUGACCCACCCCGCCCUGGUCCUGAUUUUCCUGACCCUGGCCUGGAGUCUGUUCCUGAGACUGUCAGCGGUGUUCCGAGUGUGUCGGGAAGAACAGCACCAAUGUGAAGCCUCCGUCUUCCUGCAGCCUCUGGGAAAUCUAAACAGUCAGGAAGGGGUGAAGAAUGUCCGGUACUUCUUCACUCUGGUCUGUUUAGUCAUCAUGGUGCUAGUGAUUCGUCAGGUGAUGAAACAUUUCGGGAAUCUGAAUGGUUUCCGUCCCCCUGUGUUGGGGGUAACCUACCUCCUCCCCUUGUCUGCCCUGUUUUGCUCCCUUCACUGGGCAUUACAGGGACUCCCUCAGAAAUCUCUGGACAGCCUUCCUCCCUGGCAGCAGGUCCUCCUUCCCAGGGUAAUGUAUGUUCUGGUCGCUCUGUUCCUUUUACUUCUGAUCUAUGACCCUCUCUGUAUUUUUGUUGUGCUGAGAUCAAAACAGCUGGUUAUGGAAGACGAUAAGCAACUCAUACCCAAUAUUUACCAUCAGCUAAAACAGAAUUUGGAGGAGAAGGAAGAUAAACCUCCAUUAGUUUAUGGACUGGCCACCUCCUUUACAGCAGCCACUGUUGCUAUGGUAACUGUGGGCUUGGUGCUUCUUGGCCUGUUGCUAGGUGAUGGACUGAUGCCAAGUUUGUUGCUCGUCAUUUUUUCUGUAUAUUGCCUUCUUGAAAUCAUCGCAAUCAGAGAAACAAUAAAUUUGCCUGUGUCUCUGUGGACCAGUCUAGUCUUCCUCUGUGUGCUAGCCUCUGUUUUCUUCUACGCCACUGGUCACCAGGCAACCAUCCCAACCAUUCGCUGGGAGUCAGCAUUUAUUGGUCUCCAUGGAGAUUUCACCAACAACAUUCUGCCAGCAAUACUCAUUCACCUCAACACAUUUUCCUCUCAUGUGCUAGCAGCAGUUAUAUGCCCUUUGAUCCUAUUCUGGCCUAAAACAGGUGGACUGAUAACCCGAUGGGUCAUAGGGGUCAACAGGAAGGACAACCCUGACUGGAUUGGAGAUUUCUGUUUCCAUGACAACAAGGAAAACUUCAGAAUGCAGAUAUUCAGAAUAUACUCAUAUGUCUUUCUAUAUCAGGGAUUUAAGAUUUGUGGAUCUGUCCUUGCUGCCUUUCUACACAGAAGACACUUAAUGGUGUGGAAGAUAUUUGCUCCACGUUUUGUGUUUGAAGCAAUGACCAGUUUCACUGUUUAUGCUUUGUCUAUUGUCAUAUUCAUAUUUCUACUACGUGUAGACUCAGCACUCACAAAAUGGAUGAAAAAUUUUACAAAGAAAUAAAAUGGUUGUAACG